Molecule: messenger RNA, 2488 nt
Organism: Cuscuta europaea
Lineage: Eukaryota; Viridiplantae; Streptophyta; Magnoliopsida; Solanales; Convolvulaceae
Source: the annotation of a GenBank genome assembly
GUAAAUGGCCUCAAUCCUCCCUUCACCGGGAGUCUAGCUUUCCCACAUAAUCCAGACACAAAUUAAGGAAAACUCAUCCUAACAAAAAUCCAACAAAAAAACAAAAAAAAAAAACAAAACCCCAUUUCAACAAAAAGGGCUCAUUUUCAGGUGAAAAGUCUCAUACAAACACCAAAUUGUUCUUGUUGAUCACCACCAUAUCUUCCUGUGUAGCUAUCGCCUUGUUUUCUUCCAAAGCCCUAAUCAAUAGCGCGUUUCGAAAAGUCUUCCCACAACUGAGCCCAAUAAUUACAUGGAAUUGAUUUCUUGAAAAAGGAAAAGCCUCUCCCCUCUGGGAAGCUGCUGCUCAAGGCCUAAACACACACAAUCUGAUCGAAAUGGGAGACUCGUCUCCUGAGAAAAGAUCGGGUUGUGGCUUGCUAAAUGCGGUUUUCGGGCGGAGGAGUAUUUGGCCUCGGAGAUCAACCUCCACGGGUUCACUUACGAUGCAAACUCCCAAUAAUGUCUCCAGAGUCCCCAGCACUCCCAACUCCAGAACCUAUUGGGAUUGUUGCGACAUUAAUGCCCAAAACCAAGUAACUGCAGAUAGAAUCAUUGCCCGUCCUGGCCCCAACCAUUCAAAGUUCUCUUCAUCUCGCAAUCAGACACCUCAGCAAAACCAUCAAAACAAGAGAAUCCCUGCUGAUGACAAAUAUAAAAAUACAAAUCAACCACAUAGUAAUCAAGGUAGGAAGAUUCCUCCAAGUGCGACAGGAAUCUCAGGGGAGCUCGAGAGCAUGAUCUUAGAUAACCAAAGGUUAGUGGCCGGAAAUGCUAUGCCGCUUGGGAAUCUGGGAAAUUUAAGACAACCUGGGCCCAACAGUGUGCUUAAGGAAGAGGAUAAAAAUUUACAUAAUGGGAAACAUGGUGUAAAGGGAAAUUUAGCAAAGAAACAAGAAAGGCCUGAAGAAGACGCCGCCGAGAAGCCAGCCUCACUUUGUCGGGCUAUUUCGACACGGAUGGAUCCGGAGGAGUUGAAAAUAUUGGGGAAUGAGGAUUACAAGAAUGGAAGGUUUGCAGAAGCAUUGGCUUUGUAUGAAGCGGCGAUCUCCAUUGAUCCCAAUAAGGCUUCUUACAGGAGCAACAAAUCUGCCGCUCUGUGUGCUUUGGGAAGACUUCUUGAAGCCGUUUUCGAAUGCAGAGAAGCUAUCCGGAUCGAACCACAUUAUCAAAGAGCUCAUAACCGUUUGGCCACUUUAUAUGUUAGAUUGGGAGAAGCAGAAACUGCAAUGUAUCAUUUCAAACAAGCAGGGCAAGAAGGAGAUCCUGAUGUCAUGGCCAAGGCUAGAAAUCUUAAAGUUCAUCUCUCCAAUUGCACCGAAGCAAAGAAGCAAAGAGACUGGAACAGCCUUUUGAAAGAAAGUGGGCUUGCCAUUUUAGCUGGUGCUGAUUCCGCACCACAGAUAUUUGGCUUGAAAGCUGAGGCGCUGAUAAGGCUGCAUAGGUACCAUGAUGCGGAUGAAACACUGAGAAAGGCCCCAAAAUUCGGUGUUGAUGAAUGCACCAAAUUUCUUGGCCCCAUUGGUAAUGCAAGCCUCCUCAUCAUACAAGCUCAAGUCAACAUGGCUGCUGGAAGGGUGGAUGAAGCCAAGGAAGCAGCAGAGCAUGCAGCCCGGCUAGACUCUAAUAACAAGGAAGCAAGCAUAGUAGCUAUGAAGAUGCGGGCUGUUGCGAAUGCGAGAUCGAAUGGCAAUGAACUGUUUAAAACGGGAAGGUUUUCAGAGGCUUGCAAAGCUUAUGGAGAAGGACUUGACCAUGACCCCUACAAUGCUGUCCUGUUGUCUAAUCGAGCUGCCUGCUGGACAAAGCUUGAACAGUAUGAGAAAGCACUUGAGGACUGCAACGCUGCCCUUACUUUUCGACCAUCUUUCACCAAGGCUAGAUUUAGGAGAUGUGAUUGCCUCUUCAAGAUGGGAGAUUUGGAAGCUUGUAUUCAAGAUUGUGAAGCAUUGGUCAAAGAGUUUCCUGAAAAUGAAGAGGUUUGUAGCAUGUUAAAAGAAGCAAAGGUGCAGCUCGGUAAACGACGAACCAGUGAUGGCAGUACAGAAUGACGAUAUAUACCCGUAGUGGAGUGGUGGAGGUUAUAUUGAAGACCGACCACAAGAUCGUUAGAGUGUUGUUGCUAUUAAAGAUGAAAACAAAACGAUCUACAGUCCACACUAGAGAGCUCUCUCAAGUUUAAAACUUACUGGCACUGGCUUCUUCAUUGUCAACAGUAGAGGGGCAAAACGGGCACGUUACACAGCAUAGAAGGGGAGGAUCAUUUCAGAGCUGAAAAUUAGGGAGUAGGAUUGAAUAGGUUGUACUGGCAUAGUGGCAUUAAAAGAAGUCCAAGAACACUACAUCAUUGCACUGGUUUUUCUUCUUAUAAUGUAAUGUAAUUAUAUUUAGUUUAGGUUGAUUGUUAAUUAGAGCAUAAAUUAUAGAAAGAGGCGUUGCAUAUCUUCUU